CCUUGCCAUCCUUCCCUCAUUUGAAAGAACGAAAACAUCAAAACAAACCCGUCCUUUCUCGAAUAUCACGAACAGAAUGAAGUUCCUCACUGGUUUGUCGCUCAAGUCCCUCACCACCCUUCUUGCCGCCGUGUCUGUUGGCCUUGCCGCCGGCGAUGAAGCUGCCAUUGCGCCAGCUGAUUCCGCCGUUGUGAAGCUUACCGCCGAUAAGUUUGCGUCGUUUAUCUCUGAGAACCCGUUGGUUCUUGCUGAGUUCUUUGCGCCAUGGUGUGGUCACUGUAAGGCGCUCGGUCCAAACUUUGCCCAGGCCGCUGACGAGUUGGAGCCAAAGAACAUCAAGUUGGCGCAGGUUGACUGUACCGAGAACCAGGAUCUGUGUCAAGAGCACGGCAUCAGAGGUUACCCAACGUUGAAGGUGUUCAGGGGCAGCGCCUCGGACCCUGCUGACUACGAGGGCCCAAGAAGCGCCGCCGGUAUCGUCAACUACAUGAUCAAGCAGUCGUUGCCAGCUGUCAGCGUCAUUGACGCUGUUGCCGAUUUCGACAAGUUCUUGGAGGAGACCUCGGGCGCCAUUGUCGUUGAGACUGGUGUCAAGGACAACGCCACCUUUUCAGAAUACGCCAAUGCACACAGAGAUGAUUACUCGUUUGUUCAAACCACGAACGCCGAGCUCGUCAAGCAAUACGGCGAGGAUAAGAUCCUCGUGUUCAUUGAAGGCUCGGAUGAACCAGUGGUGUUUGACGAGGAGUUGACCUUGGAGAACUUGGAUGCCUUUGUUGCCCGUGAAUCAUUCCCAUACUUUGGUGAAAUUGAUGGAUCCACCUAUCAAAAGUACUCCCAACAGUCAACGCCAUUGGCUUACUUCUUCUACAACACAGCCGAGGAGCGUGCUCAAUGGGCACCAGCUUUGACUGAGAUUGCCAAGAAGCACAGAGGUGAUAUCAACUUUGUCGGUAUUGACGCUUCCUCAUUUGGCCGUCACGCGGAAAACUUGAACAUGAAGCAAGAGUUCCCAUUGUUUGUCAUCCACGAGACCGCUUCAAACAAGAAGUUUGGUGUCCCACAGGACAUUGAGUUGACCGAGAAGGCCAUUGAAGAAUUUGUUGAAAAAUACGCUGCCGGUGAAGCGGAGGCCAUUGUCAAGUCCGAGGAGGUUCCAGAGGUUCAAGAGCAGGCUGUCUUCAAGAUUGUCGGUAAGAACCACGAUGAAGUUGUUAACGAUGAGACAAAGGAUGUGUUGGUCAAGUACUAUGCUCCAUGGUGUGGUCACUGUAAGAGAUUGGCUCCAAUCUACGAGGAGCUUGCUGAGUUGUAUGCAAGCGAUGCCGAGGGUGCUGAAAAGGUUUUGAUUGCUAACUUGGAUGGAACUUUGAACGACGUUGACGUUGAAAUCACAGGUUAUCCAACUUUAGUUCUCUACCCAGCUGGUGAUAAGAGCAACCCAAUCGUCCACAAGGGAGGCCGUGACCUUCCAUCGUUGAUCGAGUUCAUCAAGGAGAAGGGUUCAUUUGGUGUUGACGCCAGUGAAUUUGCCCCACCAGAGAAGAAAGAAGAGGAGAAGGAGGAGAAGAAGAAGGAGGAGAGAGACGAGCUUUAAACGGCAACAACUAAACAAACAAACAAACAAACAAACAAACGUGGGCUUGGUAUAUACAGAGGUUGG
This is a messenger RNA of Williopsis jadinii, 1663 nucleotides long. It is a transcript of the gene PDI1, whose product is annotated as protein disulfide isomerase PDI1. Gene Ontology annotation, molecular function: protein disulfide isomerase activity. Gene Ontology annotation, cellular component: endoplasmic reticulum. The transcript has a single exon. Lineage: Eukaryota; Fungi; Ascomycota; Saccharomycetes; Phaffomycetales; Wickerhamomycetaceae. Bases 77 to 1597 code for a protein of 506 amino acids. The record is from RefSeq and is a predicted model, not a curated record. Gene Ontology annotation, biological process: protein folding; response to endoplasmic reticulum stress.